AUCAGGAACAGAAGGUGUGAAUACGGCAGAAGGACGUAUGCAGAAAAUUAAGGGGUAUGUUCCGUGGCCUAUAUCGGUAGAUGGAACAUGCAAGGUCAUGAAGUUUUGGUUGAUACCGACCAUCCGCCAUUUUGCAAUUUUGGGCAAUGGUUUUUGCGAGAAAUUUGGAACGGUAAUAGAUUGGAACCGGAAAACUAUUGUUGUAAAUAAUAAAAGUGAAGGAUGUGAGGGGAGAGUUGAAUCGUGGGCAGGAACAAAACUUGCGAAAGGUUAUUGGGAAAUUUAAGUCUCUUUCGUGGGAAGCAGGAACCAAGUUGGGCAGAACCAACAAAAUAAUGCACAAAAUUGACACGGGUGAAGCUGAACCAAGCAGGCAGAAAUAUCACCACAUGUCUCCAUAUAUGUAUGUUACAACAUUUGAACGGCGAGUUAGACAAAAUGUUAGAACUAGGGGUAGUACAACCAUCUUUAUCUCCGUGGGCAUCACCAGUAGUGUUGAUAAAGAAAUGCUCAGGCGAGUAUAGAUUUUGCUUUGAUGGACGUAAGCUUAACUCAGUCACGAAGUGCGACGCUUAUCCGUUGCCGCACAUUGACAGUAUUUUGAGCAAAUUAACGGGAGCUCAGUUUCUGAGUAGUAUAGAUCUUAAAGCUGCGUUCUGGCAGAUUCCCUUAGAUUCCAACUCUAAAGAAAAAACUGCUUUUGUAAUACCAUCAAGAGGUCUAUCUAUAUGAAUUUAAUGUAGGUACUGCCGUUUGGGUUGAAUAAUGCAGUGCAAACCCAACAACGUCUUAUGGAUACGAUUUUUGGACCUUCAUUAGAACCAUUUGUUUUUGUGCAUCUAGAUGACGUGCUGAUAGCGACACCCAAUUUUGACAAGCACUUGGAGGUGUUAACAACAGGUAUAUGGAAAACUGGAUGACGCCAAUCUUACUAACAACUUUGACAAAUGUGAAUUUUGUAGAGCGAGUUUUCGUUAUUUAGGAUUCAUAACUGACAGGGGUUGUGAACAGAUCCUGAGAAAGUGAGAGCGAUGGUGGAAUAUUCACGUCCCAACACGCGAACAAAAGUGAAACAUUUCUUGGGAACUGCAGGUUGGUAUAGGAGAUUUGUCCCCAAUUUUGCGGUGAUGAGUGCACCUACAACUCAGUUCAUUAAAGGGCAAAACAAAGGUCAGGGGAUCAGUUGGACGACCGAAGCAGAGGAAAGUUUUGUGAAGAUCAAAGAGGCGCUAUAGUAUCAGCACCUGUGCUUGCCAGUCCUGAUUUUUUUAAAUUAUUUUCAAUACAAUGCGACGCAUCAGAUAGAGGUUUAGGAUGUGUGCUUGUACAGGCGAAUGAAGACGGAAAGGAGAUUCCGGUAGCUUACGCUAGCCGAAUACUAACAGAUCAAGAAAGAAAAUACACAGUUACUGAGAAAGAAUGUUUAGGAGUAUUGUUUGUGUGAGAAGUUCAGGGCAUAUGUGGAAGGUACAAAGUUUAAAAUUAUAACUGACCAUUACAGCUUGUUGUGGCUCAAUCAGUUGAAAAAUUCAACAGGUAGAUUGGCACGUUGGGCUAUGAAGCUACAGCAAUACGACUGUGAGAUCGAACAUAGGAAAGUAGCGUUGAAAGUGAUCCCAGACGCACUGUCGAGAGCGCCACGCGAAGUCGCGGUACUGACUAUGGUAAAAGGUGAGUGCAUGAAAGAUCCGGAAUAUAGACGUCGAUUUGAAAGUCAGCAAAUUUCCAGAUGGUAAUGCAGUGUGGAAGAUACAAGAUGACUCCCAGCUGUUUAGGCGUUUGAGGAGCCAAAAUGGCAAUCCAGGGUGGAAAUUAUAUGUAGCAGAACCAUACCGAAUAGAGGUCAUGAAAUCAUGUCAUGAUGAACCAAUUGCUGCGCACCUAGACAUGUUCAAGACUUUGAAAAGAGUGCUGGAGCUUUAUUAUUGGUCACGCAUGCGUAAGGAUGUGCAACGUUAUGUGAGAAGCUGUGACGUGUGUAAGGCGCAGAAGCCACUCAAUUUGGUGCCACCAGGAUUGAUGGGGAAGUCCCGUAAGGUCUCCUACCCGUGGCAGAUGGUUGCGUUGGACCUGAUAGGACCAUUACCAAGGUCGUCUAAAGGUAAUAAAUUUUUGCUUGUGGUAUCAGACUAGUUCACGAAGUUUGGCUUAUUGAAGCCGCUGCGACAGGCGACUAGCAGCAGUAGCACCACCUAUCUACGAGAGAAUGUCUUUUAUGUCUUCGGCGUACCGCAAGUGAUAGUGUGCGAUAAUGGGAAGCAGUUGACGAGCAACAUGUUUAGAGGAUUGGCCAAGGAGUUUGGAAGCCAAUUAUGGUUUAAUUGCAAAUAUCUUCCUCAGGUGAAUCCUGUGGAAAGGGUAAACAAAGUAGUAGGAGCAGCAAUACGCUCGUACAGAAAAGAUAAGCUACAUGACAGGUGGGAUUCUAACAUCCACGAAAUUGGCUACGCGUUGAGAACCGCCGUCCACGAAUCGACAGGAUAUACUCCCGUUUUUUUAAAUUUCGGCCGUUUUGUACCAGUGCACGGAUCACUGUACGGUAAAGACGAAAACCUACACCAGUUCGAUCUUCAACCUACUUGCAGGGACAUUUACGCGGAAAGUAUGGAUCGUUUGUUGCCGAUGUAUGCUGAGGAGACGCGAUGCACCUUUGUAUGCCGUUGGUGAUACGGUGUGGAAGAAAAAUUACUUCCUAUCGGAUGCUUCUAAAAGAUAUGCCGCUAAAUUGGAACCGAAGUUCGUGAAGUGCAAGAUUGCGGAGGUCUUUUCACCUCUAGUGUACCGGUUGAUGACGGAAAAUGGUGUGGAUCUUGAGAGAUACCAUACCAAGGAUUUGAAACUUGAUCAGACAAGAAACUCGGAUUAGAUGCUGUGAUGAAGGUGAAGAGUGCAUGAAGAAGGACGAUAGAUCUCGUGAAUGGAGUGUGAACGGUUAGGGUGUUUGGUUGUGUAUAAAAUAGAUCUCGAUUUUGACUUUUUUUUUAGGCACUAGUGUCGGAU
This is a messenger RNA of Zophobas morio, 3000 nucleotides long. RefSeq lists its product as uncharacterized. Lineage: Eukaryota; Metazoa; Arthropoda; Insecta; Coleoptera; Tenebrionidae. The transcript is spliced from 2 exons. Gene Ontology annotation, molecular function: nucleic acid binding. The coding region runs from base 2275 to 2667 and encodes 130 amino acids. The record is from RefSeq and is a predicted model, not a curated record.